UUGGUCCGCCUUCGGGUACCUGCGAUAUCGAUUCGCCAGGACGACGGCGAAGAGGCAGACGAAGAGAAGGAGCCCGAGGGUGAAAAAGAGGAGGAAGAAGAGGAGGAGCAGGAGGAGGAGGAAGAAAAGAAAGAGAACCCAGCAGGGAACAACAGAAAAGCGGAAGAGAAAGAGGAAGAGUCCGGGGCGGAAGAGAACAAUGGUGGUAAGGAAGAAGCCGAAUCAGCAAGCGGUUCGGGGAGCGAUUCUGAUGCGCCGAAAGCACCGGGAGCCCAGGAAUCCGAAUCCAGCGCCAGCAGCGACUCGGAACAAGAACAACCAGCUCCCUCCGUGACACCGCCUCCGGGCGCCGCUCCGCCCGCAUCCAACCCGACGAUCCUGCCGACAGCACCGCCCGCCGCUCUGAACCCGGCCGUACCGGCCGCAAGUUUUCCGCCGGCCCGGGGAUUCAUCACCUUGGUCCCCGGCGCGCCGCCUCCGUCAACGCCUCCGCAACCUCCUCCUCCUCAAAUGGCACCCCAACAGCCAUCAAAUCCUCCCGCCGCGACGCCUUCCGUCGCUCCGUCAAGCCGAUCUUCAGCCCCGCCUACAUCCUCGCCGUCACCACCACCUCCUUCGCCCCCUCCGCCAGCUGUACAACCGUCUGCUCCCCCUGCCUCAGAAACCCCGUCAACGCCAGUACCGCCAGCGAACGUCGGAAAUGCCGCCUCGGGAACAUCUGUACCGGAGCUUCUGCCGUCCAACGCUCAGAUGCAAGAAUCUAACGGCGCCGUCUCCGCAUCGCCCUCCACCUCGUCAGAUUCUCAGCGCUCUCUCGCGAUCGGAAUCGCUUUUGGUGUUGCAGCGGCCAUCGGUCUUCUAAUCGGCGCCUUCAUCUUCUUCAAGAAGCGAUACCGCAAGAAGAAGGUAGACGCCGUGGCUACAAACAUGCAGAACGCACCACCGAACCCCGGCCCCGGCCCCGGCCCCGUAGCUGCACCCGUCAAGCCCUUCUUCCCCAACGAGUCAGCCAUCCUCCGCCAACCGAAGCGCGACACCAAGGAGAUGGAGCAAACCAUGGUCACCACGUACCGCCAGACAAAGAUCGCGAACCGCACGACUCGCGAGAUGGAGGAGCAGAUGGUCGCGCAGUUCAUGGCCGCCAACGCCGCGAUCCCGAACCCUCAACCCCUGGGACCCGCGCCACCUGCGAAAACGAAUCAAACAAGGAACCUGUCCACGACGAGCUUUUACUACGAAAAGUCAAUCAACGAGCCCAACAACGAACCCCCGAUCAAUAACGAACCGCCUUUCGUCCCCGAGCCGCUGAGGAUAAGCACCGUCAAACAACCGCCAUCACGUAUCCCGUAUCCGGAUUCCACGUACGACUUGUAUCAGGGAAUCGGCCAAGGACCGUACCGCGAGUCGAUAAAUAUUGGGUUCCAGCCGUAUAACCCAGACAGCUACUACCAAGCACAACCGCAAGCACCAAAUCCAUCCCAACCGCAACCCGUACCCCAAUUCCAGCCGCAAUCACAACCUAUGCCCCAAUUCCAACCACAAACCCAGCAGCCGUAUCCCGGACAGGCCGUGUCUCGGUACUCGCCACAGUACAUCCCGCAACCGGGAGGUUUACCGCGAGCCGAAAGAGGUCCGGACGGAAGAUACAUGGGAUGA
Molecule: messenger RNA, 1656 nt
Organism: Colletotrichum karsti
Lineage: Eukaryota; Fungi; Ascomycota; Sordariomycetes; Glomerellales; Glomerellaceae
Exons: 2
Source: RefSeq, a predicted model, not a curated record